Messenger RNA from Manihot esculenta (cassava), 4651 nucleotides. RefSeq lists its product as uncharacterized. The transcript has 8 exons. NCBI's taxonomy places the organism in Eukaryota, Viridiplantae, Streptophyta, Magnoliopsida, Malpighiales, Euphorbiaceae. Bases 297 to 4400 code for a protein of 1367 amino acids. The record is from RefSeq and is a predicted model, not a curated record.
AAACAGGAAGAGUUACAUACACAGUAUACUACUUCCUCUUCUUCUCUUCGCCAGCUGUUUGUUUCCAUUUAGGAUUUUUAUUUUUAAAGCUCUUCUUUUCUCUUAUGUCUUCACCUCCUCCUUAUACAAGCUCAUCAUAAUUCUCCCAAUCCCUCCCAAAACCCUAAGAUCCGUACCCAUAACUACACCGCAUUGGCUGAUCCAUCUCUCGAUCCGGUGCUUCCAGUGCUCGCAUUCAGCUGCGGUCUGAUCUGCCGCCUUCAGCUGGGAGAGGUAGAGUUUAAUUUAACGGUGCAAUGACGGCGGAUUUGAAUGUCACUGUGAACGUUUCAAACAGUGAAACGGAGGACAAGUGUGGGUUGGAUAUGAGUAGCUAUGAGGAGCUGCCGACACCUGCUGCAGAUUGCAAUGGAGUUAAGGACGGUAAUGAGAGUGGCAUGGGGGAUAGGGAAGAUGAUCCCGAUGCCUCCUAUGUUUUCGUAGUUGGAAACAACACUGUUCCUGUUGAACCUGCCGACUCCGCCGAUCUCAAUGGCAAGUCUGAACCCGUUCACAAUGUCGGUUCUUGUGAUAACGACAUUGAGAAUGAGGUCGCAGAAUCUGAGGUCGAUCAUGGGAUUGAGGCUGUCAAAGUUGCUGCAAUAGAGGGGGACUCAAGUUCUCCCUUUAAUAAUGGCGUCAUCUCUAAAGAUGGGAAAGUAGAGAAUGGUGCUAUUGAAGUUUCAACGGGAACGUCGCCUAUUGUUGGACUUGAGGCCCUGGAUGAUCAAAGCGAAGGUGAAGAGGGGCAUGUUGAACUGGAUUCAACUGGAGGUCUGAAAGGGACUGGGGACCUUUCAGAGGCUGUUGAACCUGAACCUGAACCUGAAUUGAUGCAGGUUAAAUUUGGUGAUGUGAAGGCUGGGGAGGAAAACAGUUCAAUUGUAUCUCCGGAAUCUCAAUUCACAACUUAUACAGAUGUUGCUGAAUCAGAGACAAAUCACUCUGGUAAUGUUGAUUUCGCAAUGAGUGCAGAUGUUGCUGAAUCAGAGCUGAAAAACGCCAGUGUGCUUGAGGUCAAAAGCAGUGAACUACAGCCAGAUGAGUCUGGUAACUUUGAGGUCACAAGCAGUGUAGAUGUUGCUGAAUUGGAGCGGAAUCAGUUUCAUAGUGUUGAGGUCUCAUGCAGUAUAGAUGUCUCUGAAUCAGAGCCAAAUCAGUAUAGCAAUGAUGAAGUCAAGAUUGAAGGUGUAAGAGAAAUGAAUUUGGGUGUAGAUGUAAAAGGAAACCAAGAUUCUCAGAGUGCAAUCACCGAAGGGUUUAUUGAUGGUGAUUUGGACAAUCAGGGGCAGGAACCUGUGGGAUUUUCCAACAACCCUCCACUGGAAGGUCCCCAAAGGGAAUCUGAGGUGGUGUUGGAGCAGAAUACAGAGAAAAUUCCUUGCCUAGCAGUAGCUGAUAUAAAAUUGGAAGAAACGGAAGUUAUUGAUACCUCUGCAUGUAAUGCAUAUGAAAAUGGGUUGUCUGCUGGUCAUAUUGAAGAUACUGUUGCAGAAAGAAUUGUUGUUAAUGGCUUUGUUAGUGCCAGUCAAAACACAUCUGAGCAAAACAACUCUUCUAGGGAGGGUGAGAACUUGAUUUCUUGUAAGGCCAAAAUUGGUACAAAUGAAACCCCCUCUUCUAUUGGUACUGAAACUGGCAAGAGUUCUCCAUCUGCAAGUGAUAAUGAUACAAUCGGGCAUCCAACUGAUGAAAUUAACAAGCCUGUUGUACAGUUAACAUGUGAGGAUAUUCAUGGGCAUAUUACACAUGAGAAAGGAGAACUUUUGCCUACUGAUCAUCAAGAAAGUGUUUCACAGACCAUUGCUAAUGGCUUUGCUCAUGCCAAUCCAACCACAUCUGAAGUUGUCAGAAUGGUUGUUCAUCAGAAUGUGGCUAUUGAAAGUUUUGGAAGCAUUCCAGUUGCUCUUGCUAGUGAUACAGUAUUGGAACCAGUGGUUGAAGCUGGUGAUUCUUGUCAUGUGGCUGUGGAUGUUACAGACAUAAAUGAUGAUACAAGAACAGAGACUUUGGUGGAAAUGUUGGAUGUGAAUAGUGGAGAAAAUGUUGGUUCUCAUUCUGUUGGUGACAGAGAAAUUGUGAUUGAGCCAGAUCACAGCCAGAUUGUAACUGAAACAAUGCCAAGUUGGCCAGAAAAUGAUGCGGAACCAGAAAUUAAGGCUGAUUCCACAGCCAUUGAAUCUGGAGAAGUAUCUACUCCACCAAAUGAUGAGGUGGACAAAGAAUCUGAGUUUUCAACAGGGGCUGCUAAAUGCUCUGGCAGCAAUGCUGUUUCAGUUGGUGAACCAGAUAGAGAGGCCUGCGUACAUGUUUCAGUUGAGAAUCCAGUUAGUGUGCAAGCAGGGCCAGAAGUUGAACAUUCACCAAUGGCUUCCAAGGAAGUUAUAUCCAAUCACGAGAGAUGUGCAUCUGAAUGUGAGGGUCAGAACGGCUCUGUUAUUACUGGUGAAAGAACCAUCAAUUGCAUUCAAGAUGAUGAAAAUGAAGGAGACCAGCUAGUUACCAUUGAUGGCGAAGAAAAAGCACCUCAAGAAAUGGAGGUCACUGAUAAGGUUACCAGGGAAGAACUCUCAUCAUCUUCUCCAGAAGGCUCCUCAGUUGAUGCUUCCGAGGGGCAAAAUGCAGCAGUUGAGGUGGGGAAAAAGCCAUUCUACUACAUGAUCAGAAUUCCUAGAUAUGAAGAUGAUGAAAAUUUAAGAGAACAGAUUAAACAUGCUCAGUUUCAAGUUGAUGAGACUACUAAAAGUCGGGAUGUUGUCCGAGCUGAAAUGCAGAGGAAAAGGGCUAUUUGUAAUGAGUAUGGUGCUCGUGUUGAUGCUGCCAUAUCUGAAGAGGUAGCAGUGCGCAACUUGCUUAAGUCUAAACGCAAGGAAAUAGACUCUGCUUUGUCUCUGAUUAACAAAGUGAAGAGUGCCUUUUCUGUUGGGGAUAUUGAUAGCAAGAUACGCAAUAUGGAACACAUGAUACAGCAUGAAACCCUACCCUUGAAGGAAGAAAAGAGUUAUAUCCGUGAAAUCAAGCAGUUGAAGCAAACUCGUGAACAGCUUUCUUCUAGUUUGGGUAGCCAGGAGGACAUUCAGGAGGCUAUAGAUCAAAAAGACCAAGUUGAAGAACGCUUGAAGCUUUUGAGGAAAGAAGCAGAUCAAUUGAGAGAAAAUGUUCUCAAAGCUGAAGCAGCCAUUAGAAAUGCUAAGAAGACAUGUCAAGAAGAAAAUGCUAAGCUAAAUGAAGUUGUAGCUCGGUUUAGAGCUGCAGAUGACGUCCGACAGGAAGCAUAUGCGCAUCUACAGAGUUUGAGGAAGAGAUUAUAUGAUAAGAACAAACACUUCUGGCAGUACAGGGAUGAUUCAAAGUUGGCUUAUGAUUUAGCAUCCCAGGGCAAUAAAGAAGAACUCCAACGUCAUUGUGUUAACCAGGUGGAGAGGGUUAUGGAUUUAUGGAACAAUAAUGAUGAGUUCCAGAAAGAAUACAUUAGGUGCAACAUGAAGAGUACAGUGAGGAGAUUGCAGACUCUAGAUGGCCGUUCACUAGGCCCUGAUGAGGUGCCGCCUGCAAUCCCCGUUGUUGUUAGUGAAAGAAUAGCCAAGGACAACAUCAAACCUCCUCUUACCGCUCUUGAAAGCAAAAAAACAAUUGCGCCUACGGGGACAGAAAAGACGGAUGAUAAAUCCACAGCAAAUGUUGGGAACAAAAAUAACCUAACAGCUAAACCUAAAAAAAUUACACAACAUGCUCCGUUGGGAAAUGGCUUUGCAACUAUUUCUGGCAGGAAUGAGAUUGAGGAGGCAUGGCAAAAGGAGGAGAAGCAAACAAAGGAGGAUAAGCAGACAAAGGAGGAAGAAGAGUUAGCCAGGAAAGCUGAGGAAUUGAGAAAACAAGAGGAAGCAGCCAUAUUGAAGGAACAUCAGCGGUUGGAGGAGAAGGCCAAAGCUAAAGAGGCAAUGGAAAGAAAGAAACGAAAUGCUGCUAAGGCCCAAGCCAGGGCUGCACUAAGAGCACAGAAGGAAGCUGAGGAGAAAGAGAAGGAGAGGGAGAAAAGGGCAAGAAAGAAGGAGAAAAAGAAGGCUGUAGCAGAAGAUACGAAUACUGUCAAUGAGGGAGAAUCAUCUCCGGGGAUUGAACCUCCAAUCGAGACCAAGGAGUCUGAAACAAGAGAGAAGCCAAUGACAGUAACAAAGAGGGCUCACAAGCCAUUGCAUUUCACAAAGCAGACCAAGUCAAAAUCUAUGCCUCCACCACUACGCAACCGUGGCAAGAGAAGGAUGGAGACAUGGAUGUGGUUUCUCCUUGCUGCUCUUGCUGUUUUUGGCUUAUUUUUAAUGGGGAAUGGCACCAUUUCUUUGAAAGGGCUUGGUUUCUAAAGGUAUGCGCUUAUCAUAAUAACUAGGAAAUUUACAGAGUAUGGCGGGACAUUCGUAUUCACAUAGAUAUUUAGGCAAUAUUCUUUCUUUUUUCUUCACAGUGCUUGAUUGUUGAUUUCCUUUAGUUUGCAUUUAAUUUAACUGUAAGUGGCUUUUAUUUUUUUAUUUGUUUUUAAUUAUACUCACGCCCGUAUUGCUUUCAGAGUUAGUAUGAUAUUCAUAAAUGCAAUAAGUAAAAUGUUUUUGCUCUC